Molecule: messenger RNA, 1443 nt
Organism: Zasmidium cellare ATCC 36951
Lineage: Eukaryota; Fungi; Ascomycota; Dothideomycetes; Mycosphaerellales; Mycosphaerellaceae
Exons: 5
Coding region: 1-1443 (480 amino acids)
Biological process (GO): DNA damage response
Cellular component (GO): nucleus; cytoplasm
Molecular function (GO): phosphatase activity
Source: RefSeq, a predicted model, not a curated record
AUGGAGUACGAUCCGAAAGUUCCCCUCUCAAACACAAGCGAUCCAACCUCGUUCGCCUGGACUUCUGCGCGAGAGAGAUGGCCGGUCAUAUUGACGGGAGCCAUUGAUGACCUCCACAAAGCUGUUUCGAAGGAGCAAGACCCAGAGAGACAGGAAGAAGGCAAGAAGAUCACCGCCGGACUUGCAACGCUGAAAUAUGAGCUGCAGCAUAAUCGGCAACUCACCCCACUCCAGGAUGAUGGUGGCUCUGAUAUUGCGGCCUACAACAAGGAACUCGAACAGCGUGGCAACCCCAAAUGGCAUGACGUAGCGUGGUUGUAUGCCGAGUGCUACUUGUACCGACGCAUGGCAACUCUCUUCGCCCUGUCGAAGCACUGGAAGCACUACGACGUAUUCUCCAAGCAGAAAAUGUCGACCUUCCGCUCGUCCCGGCCGGCUGUCCUCGAACUCGCGGCCCGCUACAACGACCUCACCAAGCAACUCCAAUCUGAUCAAUCGGCUCUCGGUUCUGCCUCGGAAGAAGAGCGCGAGACCGCCGAGAAGCUUCUGUUCGUCGAGAUGUGCGAGAUCUGUCUUUGGGGAAACGCAACCGAUCUCUCGCUCCUCACGAAUCUCAGUUACGAUGACAUCCAGAAGCUCCAGGGCAAGGACGCUCGCAAAGCGAAUGAGGACAAGAUCAUUGUCAACAACUUCCCUGCAGCGUUUGCCUCGCUUAAGAAGUCGAAGAAUGCCGGAGCUAAGGAGAGGAGAGUCGACAUCGUCCUCGACAACGCUGGCUUCGAACUCUUCGUCGAUCUUAUCCUCGCCGGCUACCUCCUUCAAGCUGGUCUUGCUACCAACAUCGUCCUCCAUCCAAAGAACAUCCCCUGGUUUGUGUCAGACGUCAUCCCAAAAGACUUCAGCGAUCUGCUGAACGUGCUCGUUGGCGCCAAAGACUUCUACGAGACGCCAUCAGAGGAGGACAAGGCGAAAGGUGUAACGCCGCCAAAGCUGUCAGACAAAGAGACCAGCGACUUGCAAGCACUAUUCCAGAAUUGGAGCAGCCUCUACGCCGAAGGCAAGAUCGUCCUCCGUCCCAAUGUAUUCUGGACGGAAGGUGGCAGUUACUGGCGCCUUCCACAAACCGCUCCGUCCUUGUACGAGGACUUGAAAGAGAGCGAACUCGUCAUCUUCAAGGGAGACUUGAACUACCGAAAAUUGACUGGAGAUGCGAUGUGGGAUCCAGCAACGCCUUUCACGGAAGCCAUCGGACCGAUGGGGCCUGGAUCAGGCGUGCGAGUUCUGGCUCUGCGGACUUGCAAGGCUGAUGUUGUCGUCGGACUUGCAAAGGGUGAAGAUGAGAAGCUCAGGGCUCUGGAAGGAGGCGGUGGUGACAGCGGAGCGAGAAAAUGGGCUUGGAGCGGCAAGUGGGCAGUCGUGAGCUUCUGUGACGGCAAGGCGUAG